AACCACAAUAUCACGUGGCUCCCUGUGACUGUCGAUAGGAAUGGUAUAAAACGCUUGAGCUGACCUGCAACUCCUCAACAAUCACAGAACCGCCUGGCUUUGGGAUUCUCUGCAUUCAAAGCAAGGUCAAGUGAAGAUGAAGAGUCUGUUUCUGCUCGCUAUCCUCGGGCUCUUAGGCCAGUCCUGUUGCAGAGUUAUUUUAAGCCGUUCUGAUGAGAGUUUGGCUGAUGAUAGACAAGAAGCUGCUGAUAUUGAAGUGAUUUCAAGCCGUUCUGAUGAGAGUCUGGGUGAUGAUCUGAUACAGAAUCCGACGCACUCUGAGGCUCGAGAUUCCAAAGAAAGCAGUGAAAUGAAAAUCAAAGUAAUUGGCUCAAGACGAGAUGAUGACUCAGCAGAGAAUGAGAGUGCACCUGAUGUGAAAGAUUCUGCACAAAGAGCAAGUCAUCCAGAGGCUCAAGAUUCCAAAGAAAGCAAAGAAAGGAAAAUCAAAGUGGUUGCUUCAGGACUAGAUGAUGACUCAGUGGAGAAUGAGAGUGAGCCGGAUGUUAAAGACUCAGCAGAGAAUGAGAGUGCACCUGAUACUAAAGAUUCCAAAGAAAGCGGCGAAAGGAAAAUCAAAAUGAUCGCUUCAGGGCAAGAUGAUGAUUCAGCGCAGAAUGAGAGUGCACCUGAUACUAAAGAUUCCAAAGAAAGCAAAGAAAGGAAAAUCCAAGUGAUCACGUCAGGACGAGAUGACGGAUCUGAUGAGAUUAGAAAGUGGAACAGAAACAACCACAACUCCAAUUCCAAAGAAAGCAGUGAAAGGAAAAUCAAAGUGAUCGCUUCAGGACAGGAUGAUGACUCAGCGGAGAAUGAGACUGUCCCUGAUACUGAAGAUUCUGCACAAAGAACAAGUCACUCAGAGGCUCAAGACUCAGUGGAGAAUGAGAGUGCACCUGAUACUGAAGAUUCAGCACAAAGAACAAGUCAGUCAGAGGCUCGAGAUUCCAAGGAAAGCAGUGAAAGGAAAAUCAAAGUGAUCGCUUCAGGACGUGAUGAUGAUUCAGCAGAAAAUGAGAGUGCGCCUGAUACUGAAGGAUCGGAUGAGAUUGCAAAGUGGAACAGAAACAACCACAAUUCCAAUUCCAAAGAAAGCAGUGAAAGGAAAAUCAAAGUGAUUGCUUCAGGACGAGAUGAUGACUCAGCGGAGAAUGAGAGUGCACCUGAUACUAAAGAUUCUAAAGAAAGCAGUGAAAGGAAAAUCAAAGUGAUCGCUUCAGGACGAGAUAAUGACUCAGCGGAGAAUGAGAGUGCGCCUGAUCCUAAAGAUUCUGCACAAAGAACGAGUCAUUCGGAGGCUCAAGGUCCUUUUCUUGAAAAACAUGAAGCUGAUUCUGUUGUGAAGAGGUCCAGGAGGUCAAUUCGGGAAUACUAUGAAAGGCACCGUGAAUAUUAUUAUAAGACACCAUACGAGAAGCGCAGGGAGAUAUGCGAGUCCUACUAUCCCUGUGACUACCUGGCUGACAGAAUUGGAUUUCAGAACGCCUACAUACAAUACUUUGGAUACUAUUAAUAAUGACACAGUCAGACAGAAACAUUAUUAACAUCAAAGUACUUUACACCACACAAAAUGUCAGAGACAGUUGAUCAAGCUGCAUAAUUUGCAAUGCUGCUCAAGAAUUUAGGAAGAGCUUCAGUAGUGUAUUUCAAUCUAGUUCUGCUGCUCAUAACAUGGUUCAAAAGGUCCUCAGUACAGCCAACAGACAAAAAGCUUCCCACCAGCUUAAAGAUUAAUCAAACUUUGCCACAGAUCUCAAUAAGAUUCCCCCCGCAGCCCCCCCCAAACACAUAUCUGUUCACCCCCUUUCGACUGUCUUUUAUUACUAACUCAUUCCCUACUCACUUCCACGGAGUUCCCUCCUUACCCAAACUUACUUAGCUCACGUUCCCUGCAAUGAAGCCUUCCACUUGAAUGUACCACCCUGUUUCUCUGAAUUAUCUCCAGAUCCUUGACAUGCCUGAUUUUAUUCCCCAAAUACAAUUGCUCCUUUUCCAUCUUCAUUUUUCCUUCAAUGCUGCUAGUUUUACAAAUAAUUAAGGAAAACUGAAAUAUUCUAUCCAAGGUUCUGAGUCUACCUCACCUCAUUGUUUUUGCUCACAUUGUCUUAAAAAGGGGGAAUAAAACAUCUCAAGAAAACCUUUUCUUCAACAUUCUAUUCUCUGUGGCAGCUAUUCAACAGAGCUUCACCCCAGGGGAUCGGAUUAUCAGUCUAACCUCUCCAGCUGCAAGUUGAAGUCUACAUGAAAAGAUUUGGGUCAGUCCCUACUGUUAUUAACAGGAAUGGACUUCUUACAUGGUCCCUGUCAAAGGGAACAGAGCAGCUUACAUAUAAAUUAAUUUUUCUCUGCGAAUAUGAUUAACAUUAUUCACCAUGAAUAGAAGCAGCGUUCAUAAUAUAGAGCACCUGUGUUGGACCUAACCUGCUUAUGUUUGAUUUCAACAGGAAAUGUAAUGCUUUCUAUAUUCAGCUAAAAUAAACUUCAUAUAAAAAGUAAUUACAUUAUUCUACUUCUUCCAAUAAUCCAUCCCCACACCCUUGUAUCAAAGGCCAACAAGGUUAUCUCCAACCCAUCAACCAGAAACACUGAGAUCUCAGUCAGGAGGAGGUCAAAUGGGAAAUUGAGGGAUUAUUCCGUAACAAUCAGAUCGAAUCGAUUAAAACAAAAAGAUUUAAAGUGAAAGAAGUUCUUUAAAGAGGAAUAUGCUUGAGUCACUGUGAAUAUAUUCUGUGUGGUGUAAACGUACACGCUGGAGAGUGAGCUGUUAUAUCCAGUCAAUGCCUUCAUCGGGAGAAGAGCAAGUUCUAAUUGAGCAGGUACUCAAUUAUUGCACCAAACAUUUAUAUUUCUGUCAAACCUCUUUGGCUGCUGCAUUAAAGGAAAUAAACAGAUUAACCACUGUUAAAUUUGCAGCCAAGAGGAGAUUCACAUUACAAUUACUUUGUGCAAUAAUAUACCAACACAAGUCUUUAUGCAAUAAUGUCACACAGGCGGAGAUCCAACUAGCCCACACGCCGUGCAGCCUCGGUGACUGAGUUGACUGGGUUCCAUCACACUGUCCCACAUCUCUCAUAACUCAACACUAAUGUUUACUUUUGUCUAAGGCACAGAUGUAUUAUAAUUUAAACACUAAAGGCACUUAGUCCCUUCAUUGCUCCAAACCGCAAUAUUGACUGUACAGUUGUAUCAUAGCUGAAUUUUAGGCUUUCUUUUGUAAAUUAAUAUUUGCUGUUGUUGCAAAUUGUCUCCAUGUUGUGGAAAUGAACACUCAUGUCAGACAAGGAGAAUCAGAAUGUUGUUUCAGAACUAACCCUGCCACUGGCUUUGAAAAUCACUUUUGUUCCAAUUUUAAAGUUUUGCAGAAAUUUAAUGGAAUGAAGUUUUGAAUUUUUUUCUCUCAGAAGCUAUGAUCCAAGGCUGCAAAAGAUGGUCAUCUUCAAUCUUCUACCUUCCAAAAAGAAACUAAACAUAUUCCAGUCAGGAGGGUUAUUGUUGUUGGUAUCAAUCCUCAUUUCCAUCACACGUUAAAACAGUUCAGAGGAUAAAAUGCUUGGGAAAAGGUUUACAAAUGAAACUUUUUUCCUGUUUGAAAAUGGUCCAACAAUGUUUGGAGGAGUAAGACAUUCUCAAUGAAGUGAGUAAGUGUUUUGGAGCAGGGUUGGAGGUGGGGGAGGAGUGGAUCAGACAAGGGGAGGCAAGUGUCUUUAGUUAAAUUAAUUUCACAUGACAGUAACAAUCAAUCACUGCUUUGUUGUACCUGAAGAUACUGUGCUUAAAUAAUUGCAAUUUAUUUUCUUAUUUUGUUAAGCAAAAGGCUGUAGUUUCUGAUGUCUGUAUAUGAUAACAAUAAAAAUAAACAAAAGUAAUUCACUUUUA
This is a messenger RNA of Chiloscyllium plagiosum (whitespotted bambooshark), 3915 nucleotides long. The record is from RefSeq and is a predicted model, not a curated record. NCBI's taxonomy places the organism in Eukaryota, Metazoa, Chordata, Chondrichthyes, Orectolobiformes, Hemiscylliidae.